Molecule: messenger RNA, 1908 nt
Organism: Mycena indigotica
Lineage: Eukaryota; Fungi; Basidiomycota; Agaricomycetes; Agaricales; Mycenaceae
Product: CBM21 domain-containing protein
Exons: 6
Coding region: 1-1908 (635 amino acids)
Biological process (GO): regulation of glycogen biosynthetic process
Cellular component (GO): protein phosphatase type 1 complex
Molecular function (GO): protein phosphatase 1 binding; glycogen binding
Source: RefSeq, a predicted model, not a curated record
AUGGACCGAACGGUUUUAUUAGUUGCUCCACAGCUUGCGAUAACGCAGCUGCCUUCGUUUUUGGGUGCCAAGGCCUCGCCCCCGCGCUCGCCGCAGCGCUCGCCCAACUCGUCGUUCAUCGGCCUGCCCUUCCCGCGCUCCGGCUCCCCGGCGCCCACCACCCCGCCAAUCCCGCCGGUCAUAUUGCUGGCCAACGGGAAGCCGCUCAAGUCGAGCCUGAAGUCGAGUCGCAGCGCGCCGCACGUGCCGUCCCACCAUCUGCGGGCCCGCUCGGCGCCGUCCACGCCCGCGCUGUCCCCCUCGGGCACGGGCACACCGGAGGAGGCCGAGGAGGAGCACGACCCCGCCGCGUUCGCCGCCGCGCUAGGCAUGGAAGGCGAGUACGUCGAGAGCCCGAGCACCCCGAAGGCGGUGCACUUCCCGCCGCCGGACGACGGGCUCGAGACCGUGCGCGUGUUCAAGAGGACGGCACGGCCCGCGAGCGUGAGCUUCCCGCUCGGCGCGGAGGACGAGACCGAGACCGAAACUGAGACGGACAGCGGGGUAAGGUGGGUGUCGGCGACUGUGGCGGGGAGUGGGAGGGAGGGCGGGAGGCGGACGGUGUCGAGCCCGUUGAACCCGAGUCCGAGGAUGGCGGAGGAGAGGAAGGAGGGGGAGGAGUGGCGGUAUGUUGUGGACGCGCCGGGGAUCCCGCGGGCGAGGGACGGCGCGAGCAUGGUUGUGCUCGAGAGCGUCAGCUUGGAGACGCCCCCCGGCGAGCUCCACCUGCGCGGCACGCUCCUCGUGCGGAACGCCGCGUUCGAGAAGCACGUGUUCGUGCGCUUCACGCUCGACGGGUGGCUCACCACGAGCGAGGUCGGCGCGCGGUACCUCGAAUCGACCACGGCCGGCGAUCCCGCGCCCGGGCCGGGGUGGGACCGCUUCGGCUUCGCGAUACGCCUGACGGACUACGCGCACGUGCAGAAGGGCCGCGGGCUGGUGGGCCGCGAGCUCGAGAUGGUGGCGCGGUUCUGCGUGCCGUGGGUCGCGGAGGGCGGGGCGGCGCCAUAUGUGUGGUGUGAUUCAGAAGAGCCGACAGAGAAGGAGAGGGAAAGAAGGUGGAUGGGGACAGGCGCGCCUGGCCCGGCGGAAUGGUGGGAUAACAACGGGGGGAGGAAUUAUCGCGUUGGGUUCCGCGCGGAGGCGGCCCCUACCCCGCAAGAAGUACCCGUGCCGACGACGGUCCCCCCUCCCGGUCCGCCGCCUUCAUCGGCGCCGCCCGGCCUCCCGACGCCAACGCCGUCGACGAUCCCGUUCCCGCGCUCCUCGCCGCAGUCCACAUCGCCGUUGCAGCCCCCACUGACUACCCUCCCGGUGGCUGGGCCGGUGCCCCCGCCCCCGCCGCCACGGACAGCGCACGCGCAGGCGCUCGCGGCGAAACUCGGCCGACUGAGUCUGCGGAACUAUGCGGCCCCGGCGCCGCGGCCGAGUUCGUGGGCGGGGUUCGUGCACUCGAGUCCGCCACGUGAGCAGUCGAGCCCGCCGCGGCUGUCGCCCCUGGUGAUCAACGAGCCCCUGCCGGCUGCGAAUGCCCAGGCGGGGGUCGGGCUGUACUGGCCGUGGGGCCGGACGGCGGUGGCCCCGGAAGUGGUUGUCACCGAGGUGCCGGAGGACGAGUCGGACUCGGACCGCGAGGGAGAUGGCAACUCGCUGCUGGCGGAGCGAAGGGAGGAGGAGACGCCGCCGACGUCGCCGCUCGGCGCGCGCGGGCUCGCGGGGCUGCUCGAGGCGGGCGACGGCGCGGGGGAGAGCGGGGAGGGGAAGGCGGAGAAGGAGACGGAGGUGCGCGGCCCGCCGACGGGCGCGGAGACGAGCAGCAGUGUGUACCGCGCGUUCGUGCAGCAGUGGUGCUUCGCGGGCGCGGGGUAG